UGAUGUCAUCGGUUGAUCCAUGAAGCAAUUUGUUAUUGUAACCGUUUUGUGGUUAUAUCGGAGAAACACUUGUUGGGGCGAGCUCGAGGUGGAGCGAGAAACACGUUUGGACCGAGACCUCGACUUGCGAUUUACAAUGCCAUUGGCAACUUUGACAGUUCCCUGGAAUCAGCAACAUGUAAUAGAAAAGAAUAUGGAAAUUCUGUCCGUUGAGAAUGCGGAGGAAAACACAGGCCCCCACCGUAACGAAGUCAAGUCUCCAUUCGGAGAGUGUUCCGAAUCACAUGAAAUAGAUGUGUGUGAUGUAGUUCGCGAUGGCUACGAGAAGGCAGAACCUGGUCACUUUGAUCUACUGAAGGUGCUAGGACAAGGUUCCUUCGGAAAGGUGUUUUUAGUGCGAAAGGUUGUAGGGAAAGAUCGUGGCACGUUGUACGCCAUGAAGGUGCUCAAGAAAGCUACGCUCAAAGUUCGAGAUAGAAUGAGAACAAAAAUGGAGCGAAACAUUCUGGUGGACGUGGAGCAUCCAUUUAUAGUAAAACUGCAUUAUGCAUUCCAAACGGAAGGGAAAUUAUAUCUGAUCUUGGAUUUCCUGCGUGGAGGAGAUCUAUUUUCUCGUUUGUCGAAAGAAGUUAUGUUUACGGAAGAUGAUGUGAAGUUUUAUCUGGCCGAGCUGGCUCUCGCCUUAGAACACAUUCAUAAGCUUGGGAUUAUCUACAGAGACCUUAAGCCAGAAAAUAUAUUGUUGGAUACCAAUGGCCACAUAUCGUUAACUGACUUUGGCUUAAGUAAGCAACCUCUGAAAGACACGAAGACUUAUUCGUUCUGCGGGACGGUCGAAUACAUGGCCCCGGAAGUUGUCAACCGGAAGGGGCACUCCUUCGUCGCAGAUUGGUGGAGUUUUGCCGUUUUAAUGUUUGAGAUGCUGACCGGAGCACUGCCAUUCCAAGGAGCUAAUCGCAAGGAAACGAUGACGCAAAUUCUGAAAGCAAAGUUAGGAAUGCCUCGGAACAUAUCUCCGGAGGCCCAAGCCUUGUUGCGCGUAUUGUUCAAGAGGACCCCAGCGAACCGACUCGGUGCAGGUGGAGCGGAUGAGAUAAAAAAUCAUGUCUUCUUUGCGAGCAUCGAUUGGCAAGCGCUGUACAAUAAGGGAAUCAAGCCUCCUUUUAAGCCUGCGGUUGGCAGAGAAGAUGAUGCAUUUUACUUCGACAGUGAAUUUACGUGCAAGACGCCGAGAGAUUCUCCUGGCAUGCCACCAAGUGCAACUGCUCACGAGCUGUUUCGAGGUUUCAGCUUUGUUGCACCCUGUCUUCUCGAGGACCGUACAAUUUCUUCCAGAGAGUACAGGCCCUGCGAGGCUUUCAACAGUAUCUCUUAUCCUUACAUAAACACUGCUUCCCCUUGCGAUGAGUAUGAGUUCAAGCAAGAGAUCGGUAAAGGUAGUUACAGCGUUGUGUAUUUAGCUGUCCACAAAGCUACAAAGACUGAAUACGCAGUUAAGGUGAUAGAUAAGGCGAAGAGAGAUCCAUCGGAGGAGAUAGAAAUUCUACUGCGGUACGGUAACCAUCCGCACAUAGUUUCUCUACACGCGGUGCACAAAGAUGAGAAAAAGGUGUACCUCGUCCUGGAGCUGCUUCGAGGAGGAGAGCUUUUGGAUCACCUGCUACAAAGGGGCAGCUUCACGGAGAGAGAAGCUGCCGAAGUGAUCCACACUAUCACAACGGUUGUGCAUUAUCUCCAUGAGAACGGAGUGGUUCAUCGAGACUUGAAGCCUUCGAACAUUUUGUACUCCAAGCCUGGUGGAGACCCUACGACUCUGUGCAUUUGCGAUCUUGGCUUCGCUAAGCAACUCCGAGCUGAAAAUGGCUUACUGAUGACUCCUUGCUACACUGCCAAUUUCGUAGCUCCUGAAGUUCUCAAACGACAAGGCUACGACGCAGCUUGCGACAUUUGGUCCCUUGGCGUUUUACUGUACAUUAUGUUGUCCGGGUGCACGCCGUUCCCGAACAGCCCAGGAGAUAGCGCUAGUGACAUAUUGAGUCGCAUCGGUCCAGGAAACAUCGACGUAGAGAGCGGUAUUUGGCGCUACAUCUCCCCCGAGGCGAAGGAGCUGGUUAAAAGGAUGCUACACGUCGACCCUACACGACGGCCUACGACAUUUACCAUUUUAAAGUACCCUUGGAUCGUAAAUCGCCAUCAUCUUCCUUACAAAAUCUUACCUGAUACCACAAGAGAUCCCCGUAGCCUGAAGGGCGCAGUUGCAGCUACUUACAGCGCAAUGUCGAACAGCCUAAGAUCGCCACACGUAGGUCCAGUGAUAAUGUCUGACUUGGCCCGACGAAGAAACCAAGCGAAGCCCAUGAACACCACUCAAACCUAAAUAUUUCUACAAUCUUUCGUGCCACUGACAGUAAAUCUAGUGAAUCGCGAUUAACAACAGUCACUGGUACAAUUGGGCAGCAAGAAACAUUUCUCUUGUAAUUUCCCUCUUCGAUGCACAAUCCGUUGAGGUUAGGAAUCCCGGUGCUGCGUGCUACAGAUUAUAUUACAGCAGACAUUGUUAUUAAAUACUAUUUCAUAUUCACCGUUAUGGGGCGAAGAUAUUUCCAUUUAGAGGAUUAAGAUUUAAGCCAUCACCACUGAUCUGUAUACCAACUGGAUAGCUGAUAACCUACAAAAUGGCGGGAAGUUUUGAAGCGACCAGAGCCCUCUAAGCGUGGGCACAUGGACUAAUAUCGUAUUUGCGCAUGCGUCGAAACAACGCGUCAUUUAACCGUAGGAUAAGAGGGGUCGAAUUAAUUUACUGGAAAAGAAUAAUUGUUAUUUUUAUUAAAAUGCUCACGGGAAAAGAGAUAACCGUUUUGUUUUAGUCGAAGCUUUAUUACUAUAUGCCCUACGCAUUUUUUACCCGUAAAUUAUGUCUAUUUUGUCCUUUAUUAAACGUUUAACUUUGCGAACUGAUGGUUCACAAAUUUUCCGCAUGCGCACCCGUUAAUUAUUCAGUAGCCCGUGUAGGUGGCGCUGGGGUGCGUAGAGCAAAUAGGUAUCAGCUAUCCAAUUAGUAUAUAGAUCAGUGGUCAUCACUCUUUCGAUGGAUCUAACCUAAAGAGUGAAUCGUCUAAAUGGAAAAUUCCAGUCAUAAAACAGCGUAAAGAACUUCCACUUUCCAUCCACAGGCAAAAUUUUGAAUGAAAUAUUUGAAUAUUUGUCCUUUUAAUCUGUAUUAUUAUUUCUUUCAUUGAACUGGAUUGUACCAGUACUACAAUAAUAGUGCAAGUACUCACAUUUUGAGCGCAAUAAUUAUAUUAAUUGCAUAAUCGAGGUACCACAUUUUUACCGUAAGGAUCGCUAGUGUCACUAUCGGCCAGUAUUGCCAACUAUAAUUUUAGAAUUUGCACUAUUAUUACAGUAAAAAUUGAAACUGUGACCACAGACGACUUUAUUACCAUUGCAAUAGAGAAUUAAGUUAAACUUUUCGAUAUUAAUUUUCAGUUCAAUAUCAUUAAUUGUUCAAUGUGUUGAAUCGCAUACCUUUUCUCUUAUUUUUUAAUACAGGCGAAAUUUUGAAUUAAAUAUUUGAAUAUUUGUCAUUUUUAAUCUGUACUAUUAUUUCUUUCAUUGAACUGGAUUGUACUAUCAGGAAACUCGGUAGAGUUUCGCGCCAAAUACAUUUAAAUGCGUUAUCAUUAUAUGGUAUUUUAAUCCUACUGUACUGGAGUAAACAGAACGGAAAUUGGCAACACUGCUAUCGGCUAACUUCCGAAGAAAUGUGAGGUUAGAUCUUCCAGAAAGAUCCAAAGAGUUCUUUAUGCUACUUUAUGGUUACGAACCCCCAUGGAAAGUGAAUAGAAAAUGACAAAUCGUUGCGAUAAUUAAGCUGAUAUGAAAGGGUCAUUCCAUAUAUAUAUAUAUAUGUAUAAAAAGUCAAGAUAUUUAUAAAACUUUUCUUCGAACUCGGUGCACCGAACCAUUGAAACCUUAUCACCUGAUUAUGGAGGCUCUAAGAAACAAUAUGGUGUUCAUGAAAUUUCAUUUUUCAACAGAUAAAAAUGUGCUCUUAAUUCUAGUCCGGGCUGAUUACAAUUUUUUAUAAAAAAAUGAAAUUUCACGAACACCAUAUUCUUUCUUAGAGUGAUAGAGUGAUUCCAUAAUCAUGCGAUGAGGUUUCAAUGGUUCGGUGCACCCAGUUCGAAGAAAAUUUUUAUAAACAUGUUGACUUUUUGUUAUGUAUACGUGUCACUUUCAUAUCACCUUAAAUAACUUUAAUGGGAAUUUAUCCAUACCUUUUUGCGUGCGAAGGUGUAAUCCUGGUGGUGUAAGGUGUAAAACUGGUGAAAUGGAAACGCAAUGUUAAACCGACUUCUGAUGAUUAUUCCAAGUUUGUUGUAAUGUUAAUACAAAUAGACAUAUAUUUUUUUGUUAAGUUAUGUGGCGCACCCUGUGUAUGUUAAGGACUGCACGUCAAUAUCCUCAAAUUGAUAAACAUGUUCGAUUCGGUGUUGCAAUACGCUCCUGCGAGACUAUUAUAUUUUGUAAAAUACUCAACUUACAUGGUACGAUUAUUUAUAUUUUAAUUAAAGAGCUAUUUAUUUAA
Messenger RNA from Orussus abietinus, 4591 nucleotides. Its product is annotated as ribosomal protein S6 kinase 2 beta. Gene Ontology annotation, biological process: protein phosphorylation; intracellular signal transduction. The record is from RefSeq and is a predicted model, not a curated record. Lineage: Eukaryota; Metazoa; Arthropoda; Insecta; Hymenoptera; Orussidae. Gene Ontology annotation, molecular function: ATP binding; ribosomal protein S6 kinase activity; magnesium ion binding. The coding region runs from base 20 to 2377 and encodes 785 amino acids. The transcript is spliced from 13 exons.